Haliotis rufescens (red abalone) is the source of this 1995-nucleotide messenger RNA. RefSeq names its product flocculation protein FLO11-like. The record is from RefSeq and is a predicted model, not a curated record. The transcript is spliced from 5 exons. Bases 1 to 1995 code for a protein of 664 amino acids. NCBI's taxonomy places the organism in Eukaryota, Metazoa, Mollusca, Gastropoda, Lepetellida, Haliotidae.
AUGUGUCUAGAGACAGCUAAACGCCCAACACCUAGCAACUCAAGCCUGUGUCUAGAGGCAGCUAAACGCCCAACACCUAGCAACUCAAGCAUGUGUCUAGAGACAGCUAAACGCCCAACACCUAGCAACUCAAGCAUGUGUCUAGAGGCAGCUAAACGCCCAACACCUAGCAACUCAAGCAUGUGUCUAGAGACAGCUAAACGCCCAACACCUAGCAACUCAAGCAUGUGUCUAGAGACAGCUAAACGCCCAACACCUAGCAACUCAAGCCUGUGUCUAGAGACAGCUAAACGCCCAACACCUAGCAACUCAAGCAUGUGUCUAGAGACAGCUAAACGCCCAACACCUAGCAACUCAAGCCUGUGUCUAGAGGCAGCUAAACGCCCAACACCUAAGGCAGCUAAACGCCCAACACCUAGCAACUCAAGCAUGUGUACAGAGGUGGCUAAACGCCCAACACCUAGCAACUCAAGCCUGUGUCUAGAGGCAGCUAAACGCCCAACACCUAGCAUCUCAAGCCUGUGUACAGAGGUGGCUAAACGCCCAACACCUAGCAUCUCAAGCCUGUGUCCAGAGGCAGCUAAACGCCCAACACCUAGCAUCUCAAGCCUGUGUCUAGAGACAGCUAAACGCCCAACACCUAGCAUCUCAAGCCUGUGUACAGAGGUGGCUAAACGCCCAACACCUAGCAACUCAAGCCUGUGUCUAGAGACAGCUAAACGCCCAACACCUAGCAUCUCAAGCCUGUGUACAGAGGUGGCUAAACGCCCAACACCUAGCAUCUCAUGCCUGUGUCCAGAGGCAGCUAAACGCCCAACACCUAGCAUCUCAAGCCUGUGUCUAGAGACAGCUAAACGCCCAACACCUAGCAUCUCAUGCCUGUGUCCAGAGGCAGCUAAACGCCCAACACCUAGCAUCUCAAGCCUGUGUCUAGAGGCAGCUAAACGCCCAACACCUAGCAUCUCAUGCCUGUGUCCAGAGGCAGCUAAACGCCCAACACCUAGCAUCUCAAGCCUGUGUCUAGAGGCAGCUAAACGCCCAACACCUAGCAUCUCAUGCCUGUGUCCAGAGGCAGCUAAACGCCCAACACCUAGCAACUCAAGCCUGUGUCUAGAGACAGCUAAACGCCCAACACCUAGCAUCUCAAGCCUGUGUACAGAGGUGGCUAAACGCCCAACACCUAGCAACUCAUGCCUGUCCAGAGAGGCAGCUAAACGCCCAACACCUAGCAUCUCAAGCCUGUGUCUAGAGGCAGCUAAACGCCCAACACCUAGCAUCUCAUGCCUGUGUCCAGAGGCAGCUAAACGCCCAACACCUAGCAUCUCAAGCCUGUGUCUAGAGGCAGCUAAACGCCCAACACCUAGCAUCUCAUGCCUGUGUCCAGAGGCAGCUAAACGCCCAACACCUAGCAACUCAAGCCUGUGUCUAGAGACAGCUAAACGCCCAACACCUAGCAUCUCAAGCCUGUGUACAGAGGUGGCUAAACGCCCAACACCUAGCAACUCAUGCCUGUCCAGAGAGGCAGCUAAACGCCCAAUACCUAGCAACUCAUCCCUGUGUCCAGAGGCAGUGAAACGCCCAACACCUAGCAACUCAAGCAUGUGUCUAGAGACAGCUAAACGCCCAACACCUAGCAACUCAAGCAUGUGUCUAGAGGCAGCUAAACGCCCAACACCUAGCAUCUCAAGCAUGUGUCUAGAGGCAGCUAAACGCCCAAUACCUAGCAACUCAUCCCUGUGUCCAGAGGCAGCUAAACGCCCAACACCUAGCAACUCAAGCCUGUGUCUAGAGGCAGCUAAACGCCCAACACCUAGCAACUCAUGCCUGUCCAGAGAGGCAGCUAAACGCCCAACACCUAGCAACUCAAGCCUGUGUCUAGAGACAGCUAAACGCCCAACACCUAGCAACUCAAGCAUGUGUCUAGAGACAGCUAAACGCCCAACACCUAGCAACUCAAGCCUGUGUCUAGAGGCAGCUAAACGCCCCAUGUCCUAG